Penicillium macrosclerotiorum is the source of this 390-nucleotide messenger RNA. RefSeq names its product DUF3759 domain-containing protein. The transcript is spliced from 3 exons. The record is from RefSeq and is a predicted model, not a curated record. NCBI's taxonomy places the organism in Eukaryota, Fungi, Ascomycota, Eurotiomycetes, Eurotiales, Aspergillaceae. The coding region runs from base 1 to 390 and encodes 129 amino acids.
AUGGCCUGGGGCUGGGAACAAUCCGACGACGCUCACCGUCAGGUGUACGGCCAAGAGCACCAUGAGAGCCACUUCAGCCAUGAGCUGAUUGCCGGUGCCGCUUCCUUUGCCGGUAUGAAGGCCUGGGAGGACCACCAGCGCAAGGAGGGCAAGCCUGUCAAGCACGCGUUCGCCAAGGAAGCCAUUGCCGGCCUGGUCGGCGCCGAGAUCGACAAACUGGCCGAGACCAAGGGAAUGGACGAGGUUGACCGCCUGCGCGCUCACGAGCACGCUAAGAAGAACGCUGAGCACAUGUACGAGGAGCACUACGAGCGCGGCCACGGCGCUGAGGAGUGGGACCCCGAGCGCUACCCCCGCCACGAGCGCUUCGACCGCCCCGGCCGCUGGUAA